AUGCAAAGACAAAGAGGAUCAAAGAAGCCUAGGAUCGAGCAGAUUGAUUAGCCUGAGUUAAUAGUUGAUCUGAUAGAAUAGCCUAUACCUGAUAACGAAACGAUAAUCAACAGAUUCGGUUUAGCAUAAUAGCUUUGCAAAAUCUCAGAGUCUCAGAUAUUAGCAGAAUUUUAAACUGGACUUUUAUCAUAGCAAAUUACACCUGUUCGGCUUAAUGGAAAACCCUAGGAAUCUAUAAUGGACAAGUUAAUCAGCAAUAAAAACGACUUUCUACCCAAGAAUAUGAUUUAGAGAACAAAUAACAUAAGGAAAGAUUGCUAGCUGCUGAAAACAGCUGUAGACAAGUCAGUCUUGAAAAUGCAAGAUUUCAUUCAAGAGGUAGAGAAUGGUGUUUAGAGUAUUCAGAAAUUUUUCCAAUUUUAAUAUGAUAAAAUUAAGAAAGAGCCGCUUAAAAAGGAUAAGAUAACUGAAACUUUAAUUGAUUUUUCGAAAAGGCACGAGAAUGACUUGGAUUAAAUGGAGUCUCAGCUAGAUUUAACAACUGAUGCUCAGAUCUGUCAGUUACCAGAGGAAUUUAGCAAUAAAACUUAUGAUAAGCUAUUAGCACAAGUAUCUGACUGUAUCUAUGCUUUGAUGACUAAGUAGAAGUAAAUAGAUGUGAUACAUUUUCAAGCUAUAGAUCAGGAUAAAAUGGUAUGUAAUCUGGCCUUUGGAAAUGGACAGGCAGGCUAUACGAGAUUUUAGUAAAAAUAUCUUUCUAAAAGCAAUCUAGCUGCAGAGCACUUCAAGCCCACAAUCUUAAAUUUAACUGAUACUGUGACAAGCCAGCAAUCUUUGUCUAGCAAGGGGCACAUUUAAUAUACUAGAUUAUUUUCAAUCCAGAUGAAUUGUAGAAGUCAGAUAAGGUUAGAACUUAUCACAAAUAGAAACAGAUUUUAGACUAUCAGCUAGUUGGCGAGAGAUCAAUCAUCGUACUUACAGAAAAAGAGAUAGAAAUUAUAGAGAUAUGACAUCCAGUUGGAACUGUUGCAUCCCUAGUUUGACAUUCAAAAUAAGCCUAUUAUGCUCUAAAGGAAAAGGGGUGGUGGAUUGGAUUAUUUAGAUAUUAUGAAGUGUGGUCUGCUUGGCAAAAUUAAUAAUAUCCCAAAUGACCUCUAGUUUAUUGGCGCUAUGUAUUUUAGCUUUGACUAGGACUCAAUAUUCGUUUUGGCAAAGAGAUAGAACUUGGAAGAUGUGGAAACUGUGGUGUGUCGAAUGAUAAAAAGUGAAAGCUAGUCAACAGCAGUCUUUGAAAUUAAGAAAGAAAAUUCAAAUUCUCAAGUCAAAUCUGAAUCAUCUACACCACCGAAUCAACCUGGACUAACUCCUAGCAAAUAACUACUUUAGCUGGCAACAGCUGUGCUUUAAUAGAUCUUGAUCUUAAAGAACUCGCUUACUGAUGCAGUCAAACGACUUGAGUAUUUUAUGUCAGAUAUGGAAAGAAACACUAAGACUAUUAUUUAAACUCUAGAGAAUAAAUACAAAGAUCAUUAAAAUUUAUAAAAUUACGACCUAGAAAAAAAAUCAGUGUCGCUGGAGGGCAUAUCAGUAUACACUCAAAAGUCUAUCAAUAACUUAGAGCUAAUGAGGCUGUCAAUAUCCUAGCAAAUAGAUGCUGUAAACGUCUUAAACUCAACAAAGUUUCCUUAGUUAGAUAUGCCAAAAGAGAUAUAUUCAAAUGGAGAAAUUGUGCAUAGAUUCAAUGAGCGAUCAAUGAGAUCACUGAACAACUUGAUAGAUGAAUCAACUAGCAAAAUAUUUGGACUUCAUGCUCCACUUAAUCCUACAACAAAUACGGAGCACACAGAACUGCUUUGCAUGGAAAAAGACUCAAGAAGCAACGAAUUCACUUUGAAGCGAAUAAAGACUUUCCCAAAGAAGGUAAACUUCAUUAUGCUGCAUUAGGAGAGACUUAUAUGCGAGGACUUAGUUUACUCCUUUGCAGAAGAUUCUAAGUUUGAGCUAAUGCAAGAUCUAAAUCAGCAGGACAUAUCAGCUGGGUGCGCUAUAUCUGAUAGUCUUGUGGUUUUCGGUCACUGCUAACUUGCUAAAAUAAGUAUUUGGAAAUUCGUAGACAUGAAGUACUAUAUGAUUUAAAAGCAAGGUUUGUUUUCGGGGAGCAUGUAUCAUAAUUUUGUGGUCACUAAGAUGAAGAAGGAUGAAUACUCCCCUGAAUCAAAUAGCAUAUAUGGGGUUUUUGGGGGUAAUAAUAUUUCAAGAGUCACUUUUAAUGGGAAAAAUAUAAAAGAAACCCAGAAGACUAAGAUUUGUGGCAAGAGCUAUAUACUUGUAGACUACAAAAUAAUGAGUGCUGAAUGCUAAGUAUCUCAGCAUGAAAAUGGCGCAUCAAUAAGAUUUCUUGAUUGUUCCACCUUGCUUUAAUCUGUAAACGAUGCCUGUGAUGAUAAUUAAGGGUCAAAGCGAGCAGUAUGA
Messenger RNA from Stylonychia lemnae, 2472 nucleotides. Lineage: Eukaryota; Ciliophora; Spirotrichea; Sporadotrichida; Oxytrichidae. The record is from the annotation of a GenBank genome assembly.